This is a messenger RNA of Adineta ricciae, 1530 nucleotides long. The record is from the annotation of a GenBank genome assembly. Lineage: Eukaryota; Metazoa; Rotifera; Eurotatoria; Adinetida; Adinetidae.
AUGUCAACAUCUUCGAUUCCAGUUGCAUCCGUUCAAUUGAUUUAUACAGUUCAGCAUCCAUGUCAUGUUGUCAAUUGUGAUCGUGCGAUUGAAACACUCGGUGGCCGACAAAAGCUCGUUGAUGUAUUUAGCCAUUCGAGUACGUCGCAAUUAACAUGUUCAUUUACUCCAUCGAAUAUCUACGAACGACCCUUACGUGCUGAGCGUCAAAAAACAACGGGGCUUUUGAUUCGUUUACGACGGAAUAAACGAACGAAAGUUGUUCAGUCUGUUCAUGUUAUUGGUGUUCUCGACACGUCGUAUACAUUUGAAUCACUAGCCGAUUUUCAGUACUUACCAAUGAUUAGAAAAAAUGAUCAGUAUGAAUCAUUUCUAAAUCGUGUGGCAUUGAAUAGGCAAUGUUUAGAUAAAGAAAAUCUUGAACGACCGUGUCCGUUAAUGUGCAUUCCAGCAAUAUUCUCACGUUUUUUUGAUCCGACAGAUUAUGCCUUUCGACCUGAACCAAAAGCUCGACCAAAACGAACAGCAACGACGAUAACACGCACCAAACAAGCAGUUAAUAGUAACAAACUAACAAAACGAAAUGUUCGAUCUUCUUCAGCACAUCACAUUGGAUUCGACGCAACAGCAGUUCCCAAAGGUAUAACCUUAUUAAUAUUUCCGUUUCUAUUCAAACAUGCAAUAAAAAGAUUUACCAAUAAACUAUAUUAUUUAGGCCCCAAAUCAUCAAACGAUCUUUAUACAAAUGUUGACCAGUCGAUUAUAACCCAUCUUCGUCGUCUGUUCGAUCAGCGACCAAUAUGGACUCGAAACAGUUUAUUAUACCAUUUGAAAAUCACCGAAGUUAUUCUUAAACGUAUUAUUCACCAUGUCGCCUAUUUCUUUUGCAAUGGCCCAUGGAAUCGUUGUUGGGUAAGAUACAACUACGAUCCGCGUUCAGAUCCAAAGUCCAAAAUCUAUCAGAUCGUUGAUUAUCGAGUUCGAGCAAUUCUCGAUCCGGAGAAAAACUUAGUCAAAUCAAGAACAUCAAGAGCUUAUCAUCGUUCAUCAUUGAUUCCUGGUCAGAUGUCAGCUACAUCUACAUCAGUUUCAGCGUCAAAUAUGAAAAACUAUGCAGAAGAAAUGUACAUGUUUAAACGGACAAGUCUGCCGGUUGCACGUUCGAUUCAUUACCAACUAAUUGAUAUUCAAUUAGACGAAGUUCAACAAAUGGUUCAUUCGAACGAUGAACAAGAACAAGAGUGUACAGAAAGCGAUGGCUGGUGUGUUGUUGAUUAUCAAAACCGUGCACGAGAAAUGAUGUCAGCUGCACAUGAGCAACUUUAUCGUCAAUAUCAACGAGAACGUGAGAAUAACGCAACUGGCGAUGAUGAUGAUGGAAGUCAACAGUUAGAAGAAGAUGAAGAAAGUAAUGAUGAAGACGAUGACGACGAAGAUGAAGAAGAUGAUGAUCAAGAUGAAGAAAGCAAUGAUGAAGAAGAAGGUGAUGAUGAUGAUGAAGAACAAAACGACUCGCGCGAUGAAACAUAG